This is a messenger RNA of Mercurialis annua (annual mercury), 2135 nucleotides long. Its product is annotated as peroxisomal membrane protein PEX14. Lineage: Eukaryota; Viridiplantae; Streptophyta; Magnoliopsida; Malpighiales; Euphorbiaceae. Gene Ontology annotation, molecular function: signaling receptor binding. The record is from RefSeq and is a predicted model, not a curated record. Gene Ontology annotation, biological process: protein import into peroxisome matrix, docking. The transcript is spliced from 13 exons. Gene Ontology annotation, cellular component: peroxisomal importomer complex; peroxisomal membrane. The coding region runs from base 176 to 1771 and encodes 531 amino acids.
CAGAUAAACAAAAAUAAUAUUAUUUGAGGCAGCGACUAUACACUGAACAAUAACAACAAACAAGUUACAGUGACAACUUGCUUACAGCAGCGUCACCAUAACUAGCUUCGGAAUGAGCAAACACCGCCUCUGACAACCGUCGUCAUCAUUUUCAUUAUCGUCUAAGCCAUACUCUAUGGCGACGGAAUCUUCGUCUCCGCCUCCUCCGCCUAGCUCCUCCGACGACAAACCUCAGAAUCAAGCUACGGAGAUGGCACAACCGAUGAAUCAGACUCAGCAAUAUGCCGGUGAAGAUGUUACUAAACAGAGUCCGCCGUCUGUCUUUGUGAACUCGGAACCUAUAAGAGAGGAUCAAGUACAGAAUGCUAUGAAAUUUCUUUCCCAUCCGAAAGUCAGGGGUUCCCCUGUCAUGUAUAGGCGAUCUUUUCUUGAGAGGAAGGGAUUGACUAAGGAGGAGAUUGAUGAAGCUUUUCGCCGUGUGCCAGAUCCAUCUCCGACUGCGCAAGUAACAAGUACUAGUCAAGAGGCACAAUUGAAAGCAACAUCAAACGUUCAGCCGGCACCACAAACACAAGCUCUUCAGCCUGCAGGAGCUGCUCCUGGUGCCAUUUCCUCUGUGGCGAGAUACCGUUUUCAUUGGUAUCAUGCUGUUUAUGCUGUAGGAGUACUAGCUGCCUCAGGUGCUGCAACAGCUGUCAUAAUUAAGAAAUAUUUUAUGCCUAGAUUGAAGUCUUGGAUCCGUAAAGUUGUGCUGGAAGAAGAAGAUGACUGCGAGAAGAAACCUGAUGCAAAACCAAGUUUAGCAGAAGAGGCGGCAGCAGCUGCAAAAUCAGCCGCAGCUGCAGCUGCUGAUGUUGCAAAGGCAACCCAGGAAAUGUUGAAUUCAAAAAAUGAUGAGAAGAGAUAUUUUGAGGAUUUCAAGAAUUUGCUGGAUGUGCAAGUGCAGGAAAUGAAGUCAAUGAGUACCACAAUACGCAAAUUGGAAGGACAAACUAAUAACCUUGGAAGGACCUCUCUUAGUAAUCACGAAGAUUAUACGCUCCCAGUGACGAAUAAUUCUAGGCAACCCUAUAUGAAUGGGAAGGUGGACUCUGACUCACGCUCAGUGAGAUCUUCCUCGCCACCCACGUCUGCUGAACCAUCUGUUGCACCACACCCAAAGUCUUAUAUGGAGAUCAUGGAAAUGGUCCAAAGGGGAGAGAAACCUCCAAAUGUCAGGGAAGUCAAUGAUCAACCACCCAACCCUAACCAGCAAAUUUCAAACCCUCGUAUAGCACCGAGAAGUAAGCCUUGGGAAGCUGGUCAAUCACAAAACAGCUCAAGCCAGGUGCUUCAGACUCAAAUGAAUGGUUUGAAUUACAAGGUACAAGACAAUGGAGUGACUCAGUUUGACGGUGAUAGUACAGUUCCUUGGUGGCAGCGAAAAAAUGCCAGAAUCACAGAGAUUGAAAAUGAAGAAGAAAAUAAGUCCGCAUCUUACGGUACACAGAACAAUGCACAACCAGUUCGGCGUGCAUGGGUUCCUCCCCAGCCACCCCCUGUUGCCAUGCCUGAGGCAGCAGAAGCCAUCCGACGGCCAAAACCAUCAGUUCAGAAAGAACAAGUGGAAGAAGAUCCGUCUGCGUCUCUUCCAAUAGAUGCAACAGAUGAAUUGCAAAAAGUAACCAAAAUAGCUGAAUCCGGUGGUGUGGCAGAGGUCAAUGGUGGAGCAUCAGAAAUAAACACGAGUGAGAUAACAGAAGAGCAAGAAUACGAGUACGAAGGGAACUAAAGGGAAUUUUUUUAAAAUCAUCAGCUUGGCUCAAAUCAAAGGCAGGUAACAUGAAUUUAAAAACAAUUAGCUGAAAGAUAUUCUAUAUCAAUCUAUAAAAUGAUCAGUUUGGUCCACGAUCAUGCAGCCAAAUUGAGAUUGAAGCAAUAAAUUUGGUGCUUAUUGAAUGAAAGAAUAAAGUCAUGAACUGUGAAAGCUCAUUAUGAAGUUUUGUAUAUAACAACUGAUAAUGUGUUCUUAUUUUCAAGACUUGAUAAAAAUAGCGCUGUUUUCAUACACCUAGGAAUUUUCGGAUGGGGCAACUAAGCACCUUGAUGAUGUAUUGUUUUAAUAUUCUAAUUUAAUAACUUUAUUAAUCGAUAAA